This is a messenger RNA of Neocloeon triangulifer, 3259 nucleotides long. Its product is annotated as lysosomal alpha-mannosidase-like. Gene Ontology annotation, biological process: mannose metabolic process. Gene Ontology annotation, molecular function: alpha-mannosidase activity; carbohydrate binding. NCBI's taxonomy places the organism in Eukaryota, Metazoa, Arthropoda, Insecta, Ephemeroptera, Baetidae. The transcript has 16 exons. Gene Ontology annotation, cellular component: lysosome. The coding region runs from base 65 to 3151 and encodes 1028 amino acids. The record is from RefSeq and is a predicted model, not a curated record.
GAUACUUAUAUAAGUGAAGGUAAAACUUGAGUCUAGUGCAUUUGCUCUUUAAUGGUCGGACGAAAUGGGCGCUCUGGAAUUUUCAUUGUUGCUCGUAUUUGCCACUUUUGUGGCGGGUUCUCCGCUUCCUAAAGCAACAACCUGUGGUUACGAUGCCUGUCCAGUUCCCAAUCCCGACUUGAUCAACGUGCAUUUGUUUCCGCACACGCACGACGACGUUGGCUGGCUCAAAACGGUGGACCAAUAUUAUUACGGUCACAAAAACGACAUCCAAACUGCAGGCGUUCAAUAUAUCCUCGAUUCUGUUGUGAAUGAACUUCCGAAAAAUCCAGACAGAAGAUUCAUUUACGUUGAGACUGCCUAUUUGAGGCAAUGGUGGAACCAGCAGACGCAAGAAAGCAAAGAAAAGAUUGAAGCUCUCGUAGCAUCGGGCCAAUUGGAAAUUAUCAGCGGUGGAUGGUCAAUGCACGAUGAAGCAGUGACCCAUUAUCACUCCAUCAUAGACCAAUUUACAUGGGGAUUUAAAAACAUUGACGACAUGUUUAAUACAACUUGCGCUCGUCCGCACGUCGGAUGGCAAAUCGACCCCUUUGGCCACGCAAGAGAAACGGCCUCAAUUAUGUCCCAGAUGGGCUUUGACGGACUUUUCUUUGCCAGACUGGACGAGGCGGAUAAAAUUAACAGAUACAAAAAUAAGGAGCUGGAAAUUGUUUGGAAGGCCAGCGCAAAUCUCGGCUCAGCUGCCAGUCUUUUCACGGUCGCUUUUCACGAUUAUUACCACGCACCUGAAGGUUAUUGUUUUGACGUAAUUUGCGAUGAUGACCCAAUAAUUGACGACGUGAGAAGUCCAGAUUACAAUGUCGAUGCAAGAGUUCAGGAUUUCAUCGACUAUAUCGAAAGGCAAAUCCAGUAUUUUAAAACAAACAACAUUCUCGUGCCGAUGGGCCAAGACUUCAGUUAUCAACAAGCCAGCUAUUGGUUUAAUAACAUCGACCGACUCAUUAAAUACGUGAAUGAGAGACAAUCGACUGGCUCAAGGGUCAAUUUAAUGUACUCCACGCCAUCGUGUUACUUGAAAGCCUUGCAAAAUGCCGAUCUCAGCUGGAAGACUAAGGAGGACGACUUUUUCCCUUAUUCGAGCGACGAUUACAGUUACUGGACCGGAUAUUACACCUCCAGACCGACGCUGAAAUACAUGGAAAGGAAAGGAAAUAAUUUUCUACAAAUUUGCAAGCAACUGAGCGUUUUGGCCGAUCUACGAGAGGAAAAUUGGGAGGAUUUGGCCUCUUUGCGCGAGGCUAUGGGAAUAAUGCAGCACCACGAUGCCAUCACCGGCACUGAAAAGCAACACGUUGCCGAAGAUUAUGCUUUGAGGCUGCACAGGAGCAUGGAACAUUGUCACGUCACAACCGACAAAGCUCUCAAUAAAAUUGCGAGCAAGGGUGUGCAGGAAAAUUUGGAAUUCAAGUCAUGCCUCUACUCGAAUGUCAGCCAGUGCGAUAUAUCAGAAAAUAGCGACAAAUUUGUAGUAACCCUUUACAACCCUUUGGCACAAGCGUCGACUUUGUACGUUCGACUGCCUGUUUUGGAUUUCGUUUACGAAGUUCGCGAUGACACUGAUACACUAAUCACCGAAACACAAAUGUUGAGAAUUCCGACGCCGAUUUUAACUUUGCCUGGACGAGCGAGUAUUGCAACUCAGGAGCUGGUUUUUAGGGCGACUGAUAUUCCUCCGUUGGGCUACAAAUCCUAUCACGUCACCAAAACAGCAGCAGCUUCUGCUCCUGCAAUGCCAACUAAUGAUUUCGUUAUUAAUAAUGAUGUGAUCGAAGUCACUUUUAACCCCGAAACUCAUAAAUUGGAAAGCGUGAAGGAUAUUCAAAAAGACAAAACUUACUCGCUCAGCCACGACUUCCAGUAUUAUGAGGGUGUGGAAGGAGAUAAUUCUGUGGCGAGCGCACGUGCAUCUGGAGCUUAUAUUUUCAGACCUGUCAAUCAUCAGAAAAAACCGAUCACCAACAACCCACCCGCCACUGAAACUUACAAAGGUCCAUUGGUUAACGAAAUCCACCAAGUUUGGAAUGAAUGGGUCAGCUCAGUCGUCAGGAUUUACAACGGAUACAACGAUAUCGAAAUUGAAUGGACAGUCGGGCCGAUUCCCAUUGACGAUGAUAUUGGAAAAGAAAUUGUGACUGUUUACACUGUUGGCGGAUGGGAAACAAAUGGAAAAUUCUUCACGGACUCGAACGGACGCGAAAUUCUGGAGCGUAAUCGCAACCUUAGACCAACCUGGGACUUCGACCCCUCCUUUGAACCUGUCGCCGGAAAUUAUUAUCCAGUAACGACGACCAUCUCUCUGAGAAAUUUCGCCGCGGACUCUGCAGGCGAGGAAUUCGCAGUUCUCACCGAUCGUGCUCAGGGUGGUUCCAGUAUUGAAAAUGGAACGUUAGAAGUCAUGUUGCACCGCCGACUAUUGUUUGACGACGGCAAAGGCGUGUACGAAGCCUUAAACGAGACUGCUUUCGACAAAGGCCUGGUUGCGCGAGGAAAGCAAAUUCUGUUGUUCGGCCAAACUCAGACAAGCCCCACUUCAAUUUAUUUGCAAAGACUGAUAUCCAGGGAAAAUAUGGUGCUCGCACCGUGGGUCUUUCUCACUCCGACCAUUCUAAGUAGUUCAGAGUGGAUUUCCAAGUACAACACUCUGUAUUCGGGACUGAAGAAAGAAGUUCCCGGCAAUGUGAAUAUCCUCACGCUCGAGCCGUGGGACGGAGAUAAAAUUUUGGUUCGUGUCGAGAAUUUCAUGGAGCAAAAUGACGACCCUGAACUUUCACAAACUGCAUAUUUGCCCAUACAAGGGUUAAUCGACAGAAUAACUGAUAACUUGGAAAUCCGCGAAACCGUCCUGGGGGCCAACCAGUGGCUCGAAGAUAGCGUCAGGUUGGAAUUCAAAGUUGAGGGAGAGGACGGAAGUCAGCAACUUCCUCGGCCGGAGCCGGAUGAGUUCAAGACAAACAUCACGCUAAAUCCUAUGCAAAUCCGCACAUUCAUUGUUCAGCCACCAACCGGUGGCGCAAACACCAUUGCCCCGAGCGUGUUCAGCUUUGUGUCUAUUUUUGCACUAACUCUGUGGAAAAAUUUGGCCCAAUAUUAAAUUCAAUCCAAAAGUUAACUGUUUUUAAUAAAAUCUACUAAAAGUGUUCAAUGUAAAAAAUUAUGUAACAAUGCGAAAAAAAAUAAACAACAGAAAAUUAUAUCACCU